Molecule: messenger RNA, 2491 nt
Organism: Drosophila miranda
Lineage: Eukaryota; Metazoa; Arthropoda; Insecta; Diptera; Drosophilidae
Product: G2/mitotic-specific cyclin-A
Exons: 7
Coding region: 1-1527 (508 amino acids)
Biological process (GO): regulation of cyclin-dependent protein serine/threonine kinase activity; mitotic cell cycle phase transition
Cellular component (GO): nucleus; cytoplasm; cyclin A2-CDK2 complex
Molecular function (GO): cyclin-dependent protein serine/threonine kinase regulator activity
Source: RefSeq, a predicted model, not a curated record
AUGGCCAGUUUCCAAAUACACAACGACCCUAACAACAAGGAGAACCCGGCCAAAACUGGGCCGGCUGUCCUGAAGGAAAAGAAUAUGGGUGCCAUCAAGCAGCCCCUGGCCGUGAUCGGCGGUAUUAAGGAGAAGGUUGCACUGGGCCCCCGCGCCAAUUUUGCUGUGCUUAAUACCCACAACAACAAUGGAAAUGUGCAGCGUGCUCAUCCAGCGCCAUCAGGGAAAAUGCAAUUCUUACGCGACGUAAAGAACGUCAAUACGGACGAGAACACUGACUACACUGGCCUGGCCGUGAAGAAAUCGAACGUUGUGCCCGUGGUGGAGCAGUUUAAGACAUUCUCUGUGUACGAGGAUAACAUCGACACGCAGGUGGUGCCGCCGGUCGCCGCCAAGGGGCAUUCCUCUGCCGACGACAAGGAGAAUCAGUACGACGCCAAGUACAAUGCGGCUCCCAAGGAGUACUCCAUCCAGCACGAAUAUGACCUCGAGGGGACCCCCAUGUCCGUUACCGACGUCAUGUCGCCUAUGUCUGUCGAUCGUUCGAUCAUCGAGGCCAGCAGCGCCAUUGACGAAAGCCCGGCCCAGGGCCCACAGUGUGGAGCUGCCCCCGGUGUCCAGGCUAAGGAGCUGCCACCCCGGAACGACCGCCAGCGAUUCUUCGAGGUGGUGCAGUACCAGAUGGACAUAUUGAAGAACUUCCACGAGAGCGAGAAAAAACGUCGUCCUAAGCGUGAGUACAUGCGCAAGCAGAAGGACAUUAACUACAAUAUGCGCUCGAUCCUGGUCGAUUGGCUGGUGGAGGUGUCGGAGGAGUAUAAGCUGGACACGGAGACCCUCUAUCUGUCGGUCUCCUACCUUGACCGCUUCCUCAGCCAGAUGGCAGUCGUGCGUCCAAAGCUCCAGUUGGUUGGCACUGCAGCCAUGUACAUUGCCUCGAAAUACGAGGAGAUCUAUCCACCAGAUGUGGGUGAGUUUGUCUUCCUCACCGACGACAGCUACACCAAGUCGCAAGUGCUGCGGAUGGAGCAGGUCAUCCUGAAGACGCUCUCCUUCGAUCUGUGCACCCCAACGGCCUAUGUGUUUAUCAACACGUACUCUGUGAUGUGCGACAUGCCCGAGAAGCUGAAGAGUCUGACUCUGUUCCUGUGCGAGCUGGCGCUUAUGCAGGGAGAACUGUACUUGGAGCACUUGCCGUCGCUGACGUCGGCCGCUGCGCUCGCCUUGUCGCGUCACAUACUGGGCAUGGAGAUCUGGACUCCGCGUCUAGAGGAGAUCACUACCUACAAACUAGAGGACUUGAAGACUGUGGUGCUGGAGCUGUGCCAAACGCACAACACGAGCAAGGAGCUCAACACCCAGGCCAUUCGGGAAAAGUACAAUAGGGAUAAGUACAAGAAGGUGGCUUCCAUCGAGACAAUCCAGCUGAAUGAGAAAGAUUUUGAUCAGCUCUUGCAGGGCUACAUGGCCAAGCAGAAACAGGAGGAGCCAGAGAUCAAUUCCAAAUCGGAAGUUAAUUUGUUUUAAGUGUUUUGUGCUGGCCCUUAGCCACGCCAAAUUUAUUUUUAGUUUAGUGUUCCAUGUAUUAUUUGUAGUUCUAGAGCUAAUUUUAUGUAACUGAGAAAUUGAUGGAAGUUGGAGAGAACAAAAAGGAAGAAAAGGCAGCAAAGAGGCGUGGAUCGGAUCGGAUCGGCGAGCUCCCGUAACAGGUACUGGACAAUUUUAUAUGCCUCGCCAUAUGAGAGAUUAGUCACCACUACAGCAAGCAACACCAACACCUCCUACUGUCCACGGUGAGAGCUUGCGGCCACGCCACGCCCCGCCACGACAGGACGAAAUAAGAGAGAUCCGAAGCUGCAGAAGUUUAGCAAAACUAACCAAGAAAAAAUAUGAACCACAACCAAGUCCAACUGCACUCCAUUGGUUAUUAAUAAAUUUUACUAUUUGAGUUCUUUAAUAUGUUCGCCAUGUAAUUCCUUUUUUUUGUAUUUAUAAAGAAUAUCACAUGAAUGUAUACAAUGUGUAUUUCACUAUAAUCACCAUAAUUACGCACUAACAGGGCUAGCUUCAGAAAUAAUAUUACAUAUUUAUAUACGUACUAACUAGAUAGGCUAUAAAUGUUCUGUGAACCACGCAACAAUUGUAACAAAAUACACACAUCAAAUUACACCAGACACUUAAUAGAUUUUACUUAAACCACAUCACAAGACAAGACACCAAGCCACAGAACCAUCCAAUAACGUCCACCCCUAUUGCCUGAUUCGAACUGUAACACAUAUCUUGAACCCAACGACGCUUACACACACUCAAGUAUUUUAACCAACCGUUUUGCUGGUGGCUUAGCGAAGCUCUUUUACCAUUAGAUACAUAUAGUACGAUCUACUAACCCCUCAAAUGUAACUUGAUAAUAGAUAGCAUUGCUGGGAGCAGUCUCCUCGCGUGCUACAUAUUCCAUAAAAACGUAUUGUACUCAAUAAAAUUGUGAAAGUAA